CAGGCGGGCGCCGCCUCGGCGGGCGGGCUCCGGCGCGGCGGCCGGCGGGGCGGCGGCGGCGCACGGGUACGGGCAGAUCCGGCGGCAGCGCGGGCCGGUGGAGGAGCUGUACGGCCUCUGGCGGGUGUUUUGGUUUGGCCUCCUGCUGUUCAGCUCCGCCUUCGUGCUGGUUGCCGUGUCCGCCGGCCCAUGCUCCCCUACGUCAAGCUCAGGGACCCGCACAAGCGAUCUCUGUUCAACAAGAUCAGCAUUUUCUGGGCCACGACUCUCUGUUCGAUGUUUUUUAACGUCGAGGUGGUCAAUCCGGAGAACCUCCCUGCCAAGGAUGACCCCCGUCAGUACAUGUACGUGGCCAAUCACCAGUCUUUCAUGGACAUCCUUUCGGUCUUCUCCCUGCGCCGGCCGUUCAAGUUUAUUUCCAAGUCUGAGAUACUGUGGAUCCCGGUGGUCGGAUUCGCGAUGAAGCGCCUGGGGCACAUCACCGUGACGCGGAAGAGCCAGCGAUCCCAGGUCCACAUGAUCAGGACGUGUCUCUUCCAGUUGCACAAGGGCUGCUCCGUGUUCUUCUUCCCGGAGGGGACCAGGACAAAGACCGGCCGGUUGCGCAAUUUCAAGAAGGGCGCGUUCUCCAUCGCCAAGAAGGCGAAGGUGGGGGUCGUGCCGAUCACGGUGCUGGGCACCGGAGACAUCAUGCCGGCUGGGCGCGAGCUACGGUUGUUCCCCAGCCGGCUGGGCGUGAAGCUGAUCGUCCAUCCUCGGGGAACGAACCAUGACGCAGACAUGUUUUGUCGGAGGUCCGCGCGGACUUCUCGGACAUGCGCCGGCCCCCCCUCCCUGGGGCGCGCCAGAGGCGGCGCUGGAGGCGCCGCCAGGGGGCUCCGGCGCCGAUCCGAGGAACCCGUGCGGACCUCCGAAAGUUCAUGCUCAUGCGAUUCUCGUUUUGGGUUCCCCGGCGUCCCACUUUCACCGAGGAGGAGGUCCAGGAUCGGGGAAGAUGACCGAGGCCGACCUGCGCAGGAAGGCCACGGACGUCGUCCGCUCGGGGCUGCCCGUCGCGCUCCAGGGCGGCGACUAGGGCCGCGGGCGGGGGCGUUGCGGGCCGCAGCUCGCUGCGGGCAGUGGCGGGGGAGCUGGGGCUCAGCAGCCCAGAGGUUGGCCUCCAAGUCCUCUGGCAGCGUGGCCCUCGGGGGGGCCCGGUGUCCUCUCGGGUGUCCUCGCCAGCCGUGGCAUGAGCUGGCGGAUGCGUCUGAGCCGUACGCGUAGCAGUCUUUCCAUGCAAGCGGGCGCCUCAGGCGCCGUUCUUGGUCUUGGCAGCGGCCUCCCCAUCCUUGGAGUCCGAGCGUUUCGGCCUCGUCUUCGUAAUUGCAGGUGCACGCGCUCCAUCCGCGUUGUUCGGGCGCCCCGCGGCAAGCUAAGAAACAAUGCAUGGGGUCCGAAGUUGAAAACAGUGUCGAGUGCGCUGCCUGGCCAAUGAUAAAA
Messenger RNA from Prorocentrum cordatum, 1479 nucleotides. Lineage: Eukaryota; Dinophyceae; Prorocentrales; Prorocentraceae. The record is from the annotation of a GenBank genome assembly.